AGUUAAUCGAAAUGUUCAUAUUGUGAAUUACUUUCAACAACUCUCCUAAUAUAUGAUGUAAUCUAUCGAGAUUCAGCAUAGAAAGAAUUGUUGUUUGUUAAAGGGGAUUUAAAACUAACUUUUGAAAAGUAUGUAUCAACCUAAUAACAAUAAUAAUAAUACUUCUCAUUAUUGUCCAGAAUACUCAAUGGGAAAUUGUUCAUUAUGUAAUCACGCAAAUUAUGGUAAUGAAUAUUUACAUUCAGAAAAUGACACUAACAGUGAUACUUCAUUCCAAAAUUUGUAUAAUAUGUCAAACUCUUUAUCAUAUCCACUACUUUGCAGGGAGUUUCAUAAUACGCUAACUACUAAUACUGAUUCUCAAAAUAUAGCUUCAGCAGAUACAAUGCAAUCAGAUAUAUCAACAAAUUAUGAUACUACAUUAUUAAUGAAUACAAUAAGAGAUUUUGGAUGGCCAUAUUUUGAAAAAUCCACUUCUGCUUUUUCUUUAUGUUCACAUGGAAAAUCUAAUUUCAGUUCAAGUUAUCGUGAUUGUCGUCUGCGUUAUAUUAAACAAACAAGAAAACUACAAAAAUAUCUUCGUGUUACACCUGAAGGUCAUAUAUUAGUGAAUAAUCCGAAAAUUGAACAUCACCAUAUACUACAUCAUAGUUUACAUCAAUCACCUGGUACUCAAUCUUACAAUAAUUCCAAAAUCAAUACAUUGGAAUGUAAAGGUAACUUAAGUAAAUUUACUACAAAUGGUCAGGAUUUAUGCAAUAAUCCAUUUGGUUCAUUAAUUAGCACACCAAAAAUUAAACGUAUAUACACAGCAUUUUGGAAUUUGGAACCACGUGAAAGUAUCACUGUACACAAAUUACCUUCAUCAAAGACUACAACAUUUACAGAAUCAACAACUUCAUCUCUGAAUCAUUAUACAAAUGGUUAUGAUUACUUAAAUAGUACUAAUCAUGGACAAAUUGAUGAGUUGGAAUUCCCAACGCAUAAUAAUAGUGAUAACAAUAAGGAUAUUACACCAAACACUCCACAGUUAGAACCUUUAAUUGAAGAUUCUAUAAACGAUAAAAUAACAGAUUAUCAGAUCUAGUCAUGAAAUCAAAAUAAUUUAGAAUAUAUUUAUAUAUUUUUAUUUAUUUCCUUUUCAAUUCAUUACUUCGCCCUAAUUUAUUAAAACGAAAACAAUUAAAAUCAACAAUAGAUUAUUCUCUUAGAUCUGUAUACAUAUGCAUAUUUUUUAUGUACAUAACAAAAUGCAUUUAUCAACUGAACUAGACUUUUAUUUCUGGUAUAAUAUCCUGCUGCUGGUACUACUGCUGCUGAUGAUGACGAUGACGAUUAUGUUGAUGGUGAUACAGAUAUUAAUGACUGAAGUAUAAGGGAAAGUUUCUUGCUGGUAUUUGAUCAACCAUUUAAACAAAUACCAAAAAUUAAAUGGGGCGGAAAUCUGGAGAACUACGAAAGCCAUCAUCCAGAUGAUACAGGUGUUUAUUAACAGUUGUCUACGCAAAAUACUUCGGAUCCGUUGGCCGGACACUAUAAGCAACAACGUACUGUGGGAGAGAACAAACCAGAUCCCAGCGGAGGAAGAAAUCAGGAAGACUGGUUGGGAGUGGAUAGGACACACAUUGAGGAAAGCACCCAACUGUGUCACAAGACAAGCCCUCACAUGGAAUCCUCAACGCCAAAGGAGAAGAGGAAGACCAAAGAACACGUUACGCCGGGAAAUAGGGAUAGACAUGAGAAAAAUGAACAAGAAUUGUAUGGAACUAGAAAAGAAGGCCGAGGACAGAGUGGGUUGGAGAAUGUUGGUCGGCGGCCUAUGCUCCAUUAGGAGUAACAGACGUGUUUUCAAAGUUAUUCGUUAUCAAUAAUCAGG
Messenger RNA from Schistosoma haematobium, 1876 nucleotides. RefSeq lists its product as uncharacterized. The record is from RefSeq and is a predicted model, not a curated record. The coding region runs from base 131 to 1087 and encodes 318 amino acids. NCBI's taxonomy places the organism in Eukaryota, Metazoa, Platyhelminthes, Trematoda, Strigeidida, Schistosomatidae. The transcript is spliced from 3 exons.